Molecule: messenger RNA, 3054 nt
Organism: Chanos chanos (milkfish)
Lineage: Eukaryota; Metazoa; Chordata; Actinopteri; Gonorynchiformes; Chanidae
Gene: eif4h
Product: eukaryotic translation initiation factor 4h
Exons: 8
Coding region: 16-765 (249 amino acids)
Molecular function (GO): RNA binding
Source: RefSeq, a predicted model, not a curated record
ACAGCAAUCACUGCAAUGGCGGAUUACGAUAACUACGAUGACCGGGAUCGGGCUUACGGGAGCUUUGGUGGAGGACGAGGACCCCGAGGUGGUGGCGGCCCAGGCGGACCCCGUAAGCAGAAGGAGCUGCCCACAGAGCCCCCAUACACAGCAUAUGUUGGGAACCUGCCUUUCAACACAGUGCAGGGCGAUAUAGAUGCCAUUUUCAAAGACCUUAACCUCAGGAGUGUUCGACUAGUCAGAGACAAAGAGACAGACAAGUUUAAAGGUUUCUGUUACGUAGAGUUUGACGACUUGGAAUCUCUGAAAGAAGCGUUGACGUACGACGGUGCUCUCCUUGGGGAUCGAUCGUUGAGGGUGGACAUCGCUGAGGGACGAAGACAAGAGCGAGGAGGCGGAGGGUUUGGUUUCCGAAAAGACGACAGAGGCCGUGGUGGCUCACGCGGUCCCAGAGGAGGGGGACGAGAUUCCAGAGACGACUUCGACCACUCUGGAGGAGGAUAUAGAGAUGAUGACUUCAUGGGUGGGAGGAGUCGAGGUGGCGGUCGUCCUGGUGACAGGAGGGGGGGCGGAGGAAUGGGGCGCUACAGGGAUGGACCUCCACCACGUGGAGGCCAGACAGACUUCAGAGAACCCUCUGAAGAGGAAAGAGCACAGAGACCAAGGCUACAGUUGAAGCCUCGUACGGUCAACGAACCUCUAAACCAAGUGGCUAACCCCAACUCGGCCAUUUUUGGGGGUGCCAAGCCCAGGGAGGAGAAUUAAUAUAUCCGUGUGGCUGCAUUAUUCUGGAAGGCUAGACUGGAUCUACGGGCUUUGUCCACCAAAAAAAUCUUUCAAAGACUCCCUAAGAAAAUAAAGGUGCCGGGCUCCUCCCAAUUAUAUGCUAAUCCAAAAUGGCUCAGCCUCUGAUUGGCUUUAGAGCAGUUGGAGCCAGAACCUCUGGAAAAAAAGUGGGCGUGGUAUGUGCUUUGCCCAUCCCUGCUUAGUCCUCUCAGAGUGAACCUCCCGCAGACCUAAACAUAAGGACAGUGGCUUCGGUUUGAUUCUGUUGCCUUUGGGUAAGGAUCUCAUGAUGUGUAACUUUUUUCCUCCAUCCUUUUCCCAAGGCAUCUUUUUCGAGUUUAAAGCAACCUCUUUGAAUUUCUAGAUAUGCAGGAGUAGAAAGUGACCUGCAGUGUCUUUUUAUAGUUUUUUUUUUCCUUUCCUUCCUAAAGUUUUUUCCCUAUUUGUAAAAUGAAAGUCCUUUCAACCUCAUAAAAUUCCACUGUCUUAAAAAUUAAAUGAUUUCAAUGCCACGUUGAGUGUGAAUGUUGGUUUCUCUUUUUGUGUAAUUCAAGGCCUAAUUCAUCCUAAUUUUGAAAGAUUUUUGAUCCAGUCUGUUUAAUCCAAACAAGGAGAUGCUUUCUUCAAUAAUGCGACACAAUCUCAGUUCAUUUAGAAGAGCAAUGUGAACACAUGUAGGAUUUGAAUCAUGAACAUGAAUAUCUACUGCAACCAUAGUCUGACAGGGGUCAGCCUCCACUACUUCAUGGUAAUGUAUUUCGUUGUAAAAUGAAUUAAAAAAAAAAAAAAAGGCAUACAGAAUUAUAAAUCACUCUUAAUACAGUCCGGUGUAAUACAUUUACCUAGGAAGCAUAUUGAACAAAAACACCACUUGCUUUCACAUACCCAGCCAAGCGGUCACCAGGCGCUGUAGUCAUGUCUCCUAUUAGAUCAAAGUGUAGAGUUCUCCUGGGAAAUCCUGUGCAUUGCAAUCAUUUUAUUUACUGGACAUGAAAUGGAGAAAGUGGAACCUUUUUCUUACUGUACUAUAGAGAGAAAGGCUGUUUUUAUUCUUUUGUUUUUCUUUUUCUUUUUCCUACACUGUUUAUGGCAAUAAAAUGUAUCCUCUUACAGUGUUUCAGAUGAAUGUGUUUAAAUGGGGAUGGAGUGGGAGCAAAAACAAGAUUAUAUACCUGUCCACGUAAAACGUUACCAUGUAUGUAAUAGGAAAGGGAAACACACUUGAUAAAUAUUUCUUAAUUCUCUCUCUUUUUUUUUUUUUUUUUGUACGUCACCCAAAGUCCCUGGAUGAAGAAAACUAGUUUUAAAACACCUUAUUCAUUUGAGCAGGCACGAGACAGAAUUUUCUAGAAUGUCUCUUGGUUUGUCCCUGAAUGAUGUGAUUGCCCAUCUUUGAUAUUUGGUACCAUUUCAGUCGUUUUGAUGUUUCUGGAUCUUUCAUUUUACUGACACAAGUUUAGAAUUGGAUGCUUUCUUUGCCUUGGAGCAAAUGUCAUACAUUCUUUCUCAAUUUUGAAAUUUUAUAAUAAGUCUGAGUCAUGUGUUGAAUAGUAUAGAAAGAAUUUGUAAAACUGAUUUGUUAGUACUUAAAUGUUUAUUAACAGUAAUACGUUUGUUCACCUAUUCUCUCCUGGCCUGAAGAACAAAUGAGUAAAUUUUACUGAAUGAUACUCAGAACUCAAGGACUGAAUGCGUCAGUAUGAGCAUACAGAAGGGGUUUUGGUACACAAUAAGAUUUCUUUUCUUAGAUGAGCAGUUUACUUAAAACACAACAAACCCAUAAGGAAAAUAAUCCUCAUACGAUGACUAAAAUGCAGAACAUGUACUCGGUGCACAGUAGUUUUUUUGUUUUUGUUUUUGUUUUUGUCAGUGACAGUAUAAUGUGUAAAAUGCUCAGAAGUCAAAGACAUGCAUUGACUGUGUGCUGCCCAGAGAGAGAGAGAGUGUGUGUGUGUGUAUAAUCGAUUGUGUCAGUAUAAGAGUGAACUGAAGGUUUUGCUUUAGAGUGUUUGUUUUUUCUAAACUACAAAAAAAAAAAAAAAAUUCAUAUGCUGUUCUGAAAAGAUCAUAUUAUCGGUUGAUGGGGAUGGGUGAGACAUUGAAGCUCUGUUAUUUAUGAAUGAUCUCUUUAAAAACGAAAAGGACACAAAAUUAUAUAUUUUUUUUGGUUGCAGUUUAAGCGAUGAUGCUUCAUUUUUCUUUCUAGCAUGACAUUGUAUAUUGUACUUCUCUCACAUUUAGUCCCUCUACAAAUACAGUCUUGUUAAA